This is a messenger RNA of Musca vetustissima, 1453 nucleotides long. RefSeq names its product proton-coupled zinc antiporter SLC30A1 (gene ZnT63C). NCBI's taxonomy places the organism in Eukaryota, Metazoa, Arthropoda, Insecta, Diptera, Muscidae. Gene Ontology annotation, molecular function: zinc ion transmembrane transporter activity. The coding region runs from base 87 to 1433 and encodes 448 amino acids. Gene Ontology annotation, cellular component: membrane. The transcript is spliced from 10 exons. Gene Ontology annotation, biological process: zinc ion transmembrane transport; intracellular zinc ion homeostasis; detoxification of zinc ion. The record is from RefSeq and is a predicted model, not a curated record.
GGAAUUCGUGGCGGACGGACGCGUUCUAACUAUACAGUUGCUGAUAAACAUAAUACAAAAGAAGAAACGACGAAAGAUUUGCAAAAAUGGCCAAAUACUCAGGUAAAAAAUGCCGGCUGCUGUCAAUGAUGAUGCUGACCGGCUUCUUUUUCUUUGUGGAAAUUAUUGUCGGUUAUGUGACAAAUUCAAUGGCAUUGGUGGCUGACAGUUUUCACAUGUUGGGUGAUAUAGCCGCCUUAGUUAUAUCAUUUUUAUCUAUUAAGAUGUCACCAAAGAAAUGGUCAAAAAACACAUUUGGUUGGGCGCGAGCUGAAGUUUUGGGAGCACUGGUAAAUGCCGUGUUUCUGGUAGCAUUAUGUUUCAGUAUUACCAUAGAAGCUUGUAAAAGAUUUAUUGAAGAAGAAACAAUACACGAACCCAAAUUGUUAGUAGUUGUAGGUGCAUUAGGUUUACUUGUUAAUGUGAUAGGACUUUGUUUACUUUAUGAACACGGUGGACACCAUGGUCAUUCACAUGGUGGUGGUUUAAGACGAAACCACAGCCGACUUACUGAGCUAGCUAAUGUUGAUGAUGGCGAAGGCAAUGAAGAUUUUGCCUAUGAGAAACAGAAAGAGAAACAAAUUAAAAAAUCCAGCCACGGCCAUAGUCACGAUCCAGGACAAAUGAAUAUGCGUGGUGCAUUUUUACAUGUCUUAAGUGAUGCUUUGGGCAGCAUUAUUGUUGUUAUCAGUGCAUUGGUUGUUUGGAAAACAGAAUGGAAAUAUCGUUAUUAUAUGGAUCCAGCCUUAUCUAUCGUUUUGGUGUGCUUAAUAUUACAUUCAGUCUGGCCUUUAUUGCGUGAAUCUGCAUUAAUUUUAUUACAAACAGUACCAACACAUAUUCAGGUUGAUGCCAUACAAAAACGAUUAUUAGAAAAGGUUGAUGGUGUUUUGGCUGUCCAUGAAUUUCAUGUGUGGCAAUUGGCUGGAGAUAGAAUUAUUGCAUCCGCACACAUAAGAUGUCACAAUCUUUCCGAGUACAUGAAAAUUGCCGAAAAGGUUAAGGAAUUCUUUCACAAUGAAGGCAUACACUCCACAACUAUACAACCGGAAUUUGUUGAAGUUGACGGUGGCGGUUGUAUAAUGUCGGAUGGUACUUCUAGUCUAAAUAUGAGCGGCUCAGAUUGCUGUGCCCUCGAUUGUCCACCCUCAACAGACAAUGGUUGUGUUAAGGCAACAUGCUGUCAAAAUAAUAACAAAUUGAACCAAUUGCCCUCACCCACAGCAUCGCCAUACAUGUGCCGCCAAAGAAAUUCAACACGCAAUGCAAAUGAUGUAGAAUCGGGUUCUUUAUUGGAUCCCGUUGCCAAUAGUAGUGCGGGUGGUGGAAGUAAUUCUGGUGGUAUGCCCAGCAGUGGCAAUUCGACAAAUCAAACAAACGGCGAAGUAGUUUGACAGAAUUCAUUGAACUUAAA